This is a messenger RNA of Candoia aspera, 2471 nucleotides long. RefSeq names its product abhydrolase domain containing 17A, depalmitoylase (gene ABHD17A). Gene Ontology annotation, biological process: regulation of postsynapse organization; protein depalmitoylation. Gene Ontology annotation, cellular component: endosome membrane; plasma membrane. Lineage: Eukaryota; Metazoa; Chordata; Lepidosauria; Squamata; Candoiidae. The transcript has 4 exons. The record is from RefSeq and is a predicted model, not a curated record. Bases 649 to 1554 code for a protein of 301 amino acids. Gene Ontology annotation, molecular function: palmitoyl-(protein) hydrolase activity.
AUUAUUUUUUUAGGAGAGGGCUUAAGGCUGGGAAUGGAAGUAGAAGGCAAACAGCUGUCAUAUCUUCCCUAAAGACUCCAAAACCCCAAAAUCAUACCAUUGGAACAUGGCAUUUUGCCCCUGAAUUUUGCUGGACCAGUCCUGUGGAUGCUGUGACAACUGUAUGGCCUUGGCUUCUACAGGCAGUUAAACGGGUAGUUGGUGAUAUUGGAUUAGAUUUAACUAUGCUUAAAGAAGAUCCACUGAAAUCAGUAAACCAUGAUAAUUCCCCUUGUUUUUAUUGGAUCUCCUUGACGGGGGAUUCUGUUUACAUCCUCUCUGGGCAAGUUGUUUCUGUUGGUGAAAGACCCUUUUAAAAAAAACAAAACAAUUUCCUCUCUUGUUUUGGUUUUAGGAUUCUGUGCAGCAAAACUCAUGUGCAGAGAGAGACUUCGCGAUUCUCAACCUCUAUGCUGGAAUGUGGGACGCCCCAGUUAUGGCUGUUCUGAGCGGACAUGUCAUAAAGACUUGCUGUAUCUCUCCGGAAGCUGAAAUGUUUUCUUAACCGGUUGGAUUUCCUAAUUUUUAUUUGGGACUCCUGCUGUCCCCUUUCUUCCCUGAAAACUACCCAACACCCCACAGUUCCUCCCCUUUAUUCCACCAGCGGCCAUGAAUGGGCUGUCGGUUAGUGAACUCUGCUGUCUCUUUUGCUGCCCUCCUUGUCCAAGUCGGAUAGCAGCCAAGCUGGCCUUCCUACCUCCAGAGCCCACUUAUACAAUUGUCCCAGAACCAGAUCCUGCUGGCAGCACUGGCAACGCCUCCCCCCGCAGUGGCACCAUGGCUCGCUGGAAGCUUCAGUUGACCGAUCGGGCUGAUUUUCAGUAUACCCAACGAGAACUGGACACCAUUGAGGUGUUCCUUACCAAAAGCAGCCGGGGGAACCGAGUGAGUUGCAUGUACGUCCGCUGUGUUCCUGGUGCCAGGUUCACAGUCCUCUUCUCACAUGGCAAUGCUGUGGAUCUGGGCCAAAUGUGUAGCUUCUACAUCAGCCUGGGCACCCGGAUUAGCUGCAACAUCUUUUCUUACGACUAUUCGGGCUACGGUGCCAGCACAGGGAAACCUUCAGAGAAGAACCUCUAUGCUGAUGUUGAUGCAGCCUGGCAGGCCUUACGCACACGAUACGGGAUCAGCCCCGAGAACAUCAUCCUCUAUGGGCAGAGCAUUGGGACGGUGCCCACAGUGGACCUGGCCUCCCGCUAUGAGUGCGCAGCUGUGAUCUUACACUCACCAUUGACAUCGGGCAUGCGUGUUGCCUUCCCAGAAACCAAAAAGACCUACUGCUUUGAUGCUUUCCCAAACAUAGACAAGGUGUCCCGCAUCACUUCCCCUGUUCUGUUCAUUCAUGGCACCGAAGAUGAGGUGAUCGACUUCUCCCACGGCUUGGCUCUUUACGAGCGCUGCCCGAAGGCCGUGGAGCCCCUCUGGGUAGAGGGAGCCGGCCACAACGAUAUUGAACUCUACAGCCAGUACCUGGAGCGCUUACGCAAGUUCAUCUCACAAGAUUUGUCUGGUUAAUGCAACUCAACCCGUCUUACUCACCCUUUGGGCAAGGACUGCCCACCUCGGCUGGGCAUAGGGAAGAGGAGGAAGCAUUUGUGGCUUUCGAAGGAGAAGGCCACUGAUGCUGCAGGUUCCAUGUUCUCAUCUGCAAAAUGGGAGUAGCUCUGUCCACCCUUCCUCCAUUGCAGGCUUAGUCUGCACAGGGCUCUCAAGUCUCUCCUGGUGGGUUUUCCCCAUCGCAGAGGGCCCUUUCCAGCUGUUCUCACUUCCAGCUGCUGUCAUGGCUGAGGAUGGGUCUGUCCGUAAGAACAAGAGGCCUGAGACCGAGCCUCUCAUUGCACCUCAUUGCGGGACUCCAAAGGACUUGAGCAACGCAGACUGUUCUAAAACAUUAACAUCUCCAUCAGGGCUACCUUCUUGUUGCCUCCAUCCAUCUUCACCUCCCAUUUCGGAUCCAGUGUUCUUAACACUCUGCGUGUGACCCAGUGAUAGCAAUAAGCCAUAGGCAGGGUGGGGUGGGGAGACAAGGCACUUUGCAUGCUGGCCAAAAUGGCUUGCUCCAGUUUUGCUGCCCAGCCCACCGCAGCCCCUGAAGACAAUUGAAUUUCGUUCGGAUUUCCCCUGGGGUGGGGAUAGGAAACCACCUGGAAUUUUCACCAGGAAGUCUGUGAAAGGACUGUGGAAUGCAGCAAGGCCGUUCUACGUGUCUCAGUGUUUAUUGGGGGGAACGGUUCGCCGGCUUCAUUCACAACUCCUAGGUACCAUCGUUUUAAUAUUCCAUGCCCCAUCCCCUCCAGAUGUUCCCAAGGAAUGGAUUACGCUUUACUUAAUUCUGAGUAUCAGGCAAGGGGAGGGGUCAGGGUGGGAAGUAAGGGAAAAAUUCUCCAUUCAUUUUUGAAAGAGGAAUUAAAAAAAAAAAUGAAAGAUCUGCA